Molecule: messenger RNA, 2221 nt
Organism: Sinocyclocheilus rhinocerous
Lineage: Eukaryota; Metazoa; Chordata; Actinopteri; Cypriniformes; Cyprinidae
Product: DALR anticodon-binding domain-containing protein 3-like
Exons: 13
Coding region: 234-1925 (563 amino acids)
Biological process (GO): arginyl-tRNA aminoacylation; tRNA C3-cytosine methylation
Molecular function (GO): tRNA binding; ATP binding; arginine-tRNA ligase activity
Source: RefSeq, a predicted model, not a curated record
UGACAGGCCUGAUUUUGCCACACUCAAAAUGGCGCCUUUCAAAAGGUCGCAACCGGGAACUCGUGUUACAAGAUAAUAUGCCCCCCUCUAACUAACCAGUGACAUUUCUUAACGUUCCGGUCCCCAUACAUCUGUUUUGAUUGGUGAUCAAUCGGAGCACAGCACCGCAGUGCUGUUACAGUCAGUCUCAGAGUCCAGGCACUAAUAACAAUGUCAACAUAUUGAGCUUAAUUAUGGAGGAAGCCGUGCCUUUCAGCAUCGUGUCCACCGUCAAAGCGUUGAGCGGAGCGUUGCGAAGAGACGCUGAAAAUGAAGCCGAGAUCAGCCGCGAGCGAGAGAAGCUCUGGUUCAAGGAGAGCAGUGCCAAAAACCUGAGAAAUCGUGACUUCUUGUCACCCAACACGGUUCUGACGACGUUGUACGCCGGUGGAGAGGUCAGUCUGAAAUAUGUUCCCUCUGAUGUUCUCAGUGGUGUUCGCUCUCUUCAUGGCAGCGGUGUAUUGCCGAUAGGAGCCUCUGAAGUGACGGCAGAGGGCCUGCGCGUGUGUGUGGAUCGCUGUGCAGCAUUUAAAGGUGUUUUAUGUGGAAUAACGCCAUAUCUGAGACCUGCUGCUCAGAGACAGGGCUGUAUCCUCAUCAACUGUCCUGCCCUCCACACCAAACAAACCAUACCAUCUCCGGAUACACUAGCUUUGGGGCAGCUACGGACCGUUCUCAUUGCUGACCACCUCGGGGCACAUCUCAGAAGACAAGGGUACACUGUGUCCUUUUGUCCAGCCUUGCCACAGGACAGUGACAUUGUCAACUUUCUGAAAACACUAGGCAUUGUUUGGCCGACAGUGCCUGUCAGCUGGACCAAUGAGGACAGGGAGGAGAAGAUGAAAAAGGCUUUAGAGAACUCAACCUACAGAGACAGAGAGAUAGAGAGGGGGAAAAGGAGAAGCAGAGGAGAGGAAAUAGAGGGAGAGAAAAGAGGGAUAAAAGAGGAAGUUAGGAUAAACCUUAAACAAGUGGUACAGGACGGGAACGUUCAGGGAUAUGAUCCCAGUCUUGGCUCUUGCGCAGUGCAGAGAGAAGCUUUGUGUCAUCUGGCCCAGCUGGACAGUGCAACCGCAGAUCUCCCUGUCUCUACGGCAACAGUCCUGCAUGUCACUUCCUGUCAGGAUGAGUUUCGUCAGCAACAAACAGCCAUGUUGUGGAGAGCGGCGGGUGCAACGGCAGUGCAGAGAUUGGUGAUUUGUGGUCCUGUUAAAACUCUUGGCAUUCAGAUGAAUGCAGCUCAGUAUCUUCAGUUAAGAAAAGCUCAGAUGAAAGAGGCCUCAGAAAUGAAGUAUGGAGACCAAGUUGAAGGUCAGACAUGGGAUGACAUCAUUAGAGUCAUGACCUCGGCUACCGUGAGGUUUGAACUGCUGUCCACAGUGCACACAAGUCCGGUGACCUUAGAUGUUCAGCGGGACAGUGGUGUGUCCACAAAGGGCCCCAGGGGUGGAGUCUUUGUCAUGUAUAACUGUGCUCGUCUUCACACACUUUUCAGCAGCUACGAGAAAGGGGUGGAGCAAGGUCUUUAUCCUGAAAUCCCUGAAGGCGCAGAGCUGGACUUUUCUGCCCUAAAAGAGGAGGGGGAGUGGCUUCUUCUCUUCAAUUACCUCAUUCCAUUCUCUGAGCUGCAGGACCAAUCAGGACAGAUCCUAUGGCACGAAGGGGGUACAGCCAGAGUUAAUUUAAGGACUGAACAGGUGUGCAGAUUCUUGGUGUCUCUCAGUAAAGAUUUUAGCUCCUACUACAACAGAGUCCACGUCCUUGGGGAGCCCCUGCCUCAUCUUUUUAAUCAGAUGUUUUGUCGUUUAUUGUUGCUGAGAGCAUUAAGAGAACUUUACCACAGCGCCCUGGACUCCCUUAAUCUUCCCCCAAUUCCCCAACUAUAGCAUCUCCUCUGCAGACAUUAUACACCAACAGCCACAAACUCUCUCCCUUAACUCUUCCAUUUUUCUCAGCUAUUACACUUUAGAUACGUUCCUCAUAGCCAUAAUUGCCUGACCAUCUAGUCUGAAUAGUCCAAUAGUCCUCUUGCUCUUAAAAAAUGACAGUUUUACCAUUGAAAUGCACUACACAAGGCAGGAUGGACCCCACUAAAUCUGUCACUAUUCAACCCUUUCAUCCAAUAAAUUCUAUUUAGUCUGAGAAUUCGCCCCUACCAAUGUCAAAAGAAGUUGUUUUCUUU